ACACACACACACACCUCUUCACUGGCUGCACUCGCCUAGUGCACCAAACCACUUGGAGCCAGCCAGGGAAGCCGUAGUGUUCUGUACAUAGGCUACUGCGCAUUCCCCUGCGACACCAUAGAGAAAACCUCCUUGAUUCACACGGCGUUUUAUUAAAGGACCAACUCUCAUUGACUUCUCUCUCACUUGUUCUCCUUUCAAAUCGCUUACAGUACUUUUCAUAAUCCAUCUACGGGAUGAUGAUAAUCGGCGAUGCAGAUGAAACUGAACAUCAAAGGUGUGAGGACGGUCAAGGAUCAAGGAGUUAUGUUUCAAAAAGAAAUCUAUAAAGCGUCUCAUUAGCAUACGGCAAGAGGGAAUUUACAUACGGAAUAUAUUUGAAGUGGCGCUCCUCUCACGCUCGCACUCUUCAUUUGCAGAACGCAGUGAGCACGAGCUGAGAACUCUCCCGGCAACCGCAUCAACGACUGCGAGGGGAGGAAAACCCGGACGAACAAACAGAGCAAAGGGGAGUAGCCCGAGGUCGAGAGAGGAGAGCAUGUGCUGAACUGAGGAUAAACGGAUAAUAUGCGGAUGUAAAUAAAAACGCGCACUUGCAAGAGAGAGAAAAAAACACAUUUGGUGACUGCGCAAAAACACACAUUCACUCAGGAGGAUCCCUCUUUCAGGAGCACAGUACGUUAACUUUUCUACCCGGUUCAAGGCGGCUGGUUGUGAAGCGUGCGGGGCGGUCGUUUUUGUGAUGGGGGCAGUGGGCGAGGUGGGUACAUUUUCCUUGCACGGCCUGGAUAGCUUCGGACACGGAUCACAUUUUGUCCUGACGCCCGCUGGGGACACCCCCGGACUGAUGAGCGAGCACCUGGUGUCGGCCGAGAGGUUGUCGCGGAGCACGCCGUCGGAUCUGACGCAUCUGAAGGGGAUUCUACGGAGGAGGCAGCUGUACUGCAGGACCGGGUUCCACCUCGAGAUACUGCCCGAUGGCACAGUGCAAGGCACCAGGAAAGACCAUAGCAGAUUUGGUAUUUUGGAGUUCAUCAGCUUGGCUGUGGGGAUGGUGAGCAUCCGUGGGGUGGACAGUGGAUUAUACCUGGGCAUGAACAGCAAGGGAGACCUCUACGGCUCUGAGAAGCUGACAGCCGAGUGCGUGUUCCGGGAGCAGUUUGAGGAGAACUGGUACAACACGUACUCAUCCAACCUCUACAGACACGGUGACCGGGGAGCGCACUACUUCGUGGCGCUCAACAAGGACGGCACGUCCAGGGACGGCGCCCGCUCCCGGCGACACCAGCGCUUCACCCACUUCCUGCCCAGGCCCGUAGAUCCCGACCGUGUACCCGAACUCUACAGAGAGGUCCUGGGCCACAGCUGAGACCCGGUGGGAGUGUGUUGGUCCCUGCGGCACUACACACCCAGCACACUGCACCGUGACUCUCAGUACUCUCCUAUGAAGGGUCUGCAUAUCGUCAGUCUCCCUAUGGCUUCCUAUGGAAACAAAAUGGAGGAAAGGUCGCUUGGGGGCAGUGGGGUGGAUAGCAAAUAUGUGUGAAGCCUGGCCUUGCGGUCCCCGAAAAUGGGUCAAGGCCAGUGCAGCCCCAGGAGAAAGGAGUACAGGUGUUUAAUAGGGGCUUUUUGGCCAAAAGAGAGGCUGGCCUGGUGGCCAUCUUUGUUUUGAGCAUCGUGUUGGAAGGUGAAGGGAUCACCUCCAGAGCUGCUGAUGUCAUCUUUCCGGAUGGUUCUUCUUCACCACCCCCUGAGUGGCUUCUGACAUUCUGAUUGGUCAGUCUAUUUGUAGUGAAAUGGGAGUAGGAGAAGAAGAGUGGAUGGUCCUCCAGCGGAGUGUAGACUUUGUGUUCUUCUGUGGUACCCCAAGGUGGACUGUUUUGACGAAACACUCUAGAAGAUUUGUGAAGGAAUUCUGUUCUGAACCUUCCGUAACUGCAUUCUAUUCCCUGACACGAGCAUGGACGAGAAAAAAAGACUUACAAAAUAACCUUAGCCUGUUUCAGUUUUUUUAAUUUAUGCAUUUUUCUGGGACAUAUAUUUAUUUUAUAUAUUUAUUUAUUUUGAGAAUAUAUUUUUUACAGGUAUAUAUAACAUAUUAAAAAUAAGCCAUCAGAGAUGUAUUUUGUGCCACUGUGUAAAGCACUGCAUUUGACAUGUCCUUUCAAACUGACUGAAGAAAUAUUUUCCUAGGAGUUUUUAUUUAGACAAUGGUUUGUGUAAGGCCGCGUUGCCACUAUUCCCGAGCUUGUCAUCAUCGGGGGCGUCCAUGUUUCUCUUAUGUCAUCAGAAAGAGCCAGAGUUCCACUGGGUCCAGUGAGGAAUAAACCUGUUAACACUUCA
Molecule: messenger RNA, 2343 nt
Organism: Oncorhynchus kisutch (coho salmon)
Lineage: Eukaryota; Metazoa; Chordata; Actinopteri; Salmoniformes; Salmonidae
Gene: fgf20a
Product: fibroblast growth factor 20a
Exons: 3
Coding region: 743-1369 (208 amino acids)
Molecular function (GO): growth factor activity
Source: RefSeq, a predicted model, not a curated record